Molecule: messenger RNA, 2283 nt
Organism: Spodoptera litura
Lineage: Eukaryota; Metazoa; Arthropoda; Insecta; Lepidoptera; Noctuidae
Source: RefSeq, a predicted model, not a curated record
AUGUUAAGCAACGAUCGAGGAAAGUAUCUAGUAUUCUUCGACGACGGCUACGCCCAGUACGUGCAGCACCAAUACACGCGCCUGGUCUGUGAGAGCUCCCCCCUCGUGUGGGAGGAGGUGCACCCCUUCUCGAGGGAGUUUGUGAGGGAAUACCUCCUUGCUUAUCCUGAGAGGCCCAUGGUGAGGCUGCAUGAGGGACAGAAUCUGAAGACUGAGUGGAAUGGCAAAUGGUGGUCAUCUCGCGUCGCCCGAGUAGAUGCGUCGCUAGCUCAAGUUGUAUUUGUCGGCGAUGGCAGACGGGAAUGGAUUUAUAGAGGAUCUACCCGCUUGGCACCAUUGUAUCUUGAGCUCCGCGCCGCUGAGAGACAUCGUCCGCGACCUAUGCCGAGGAGUAAGGCUCAGCCUAGGUCAAACAUGCCGUACGUAGAAUACACGAGGUCUGAUGAGCAGGAGUCCAAGAACAGACAGGAGGCGCAGGCGCAACAGGAACAACAACAUAACGAGGAGAUGAUCCGUCGUCAGCGCGCAGUGGCCAAGAAGUCGACGUCAAUCCCCGCGCCCCCGCCGCCACAGAUAGUGUCCAAUACUGACGCCGUCACCAGCAGAGUAGUGUACUACACACCAAAGAAUGCAGUGAAACCGUACAAGAUGGUCCCCCAUCGAUGCAGCGCUAAGUGCAAGCGUAGCGACGUACUCACACUGAAGGACCUUCGGACGUACAACCCGUUGGCUAAACCAUUGCUCAGCGGGUGGGAGAGACAAAUAGUCCGUUUCAAAGGCCACAAGGAAGUAAUGUACCGCGCGCCAUGCGGCCGGCGCCUGCGCAACAUGCCAGAGUUACAUCGGUACCUGCGCGCUACUGACUCGGACCUGCCGGUAGACCUGUUCGAUUUCCAGCCUGCGACACAUUGUCUUGCUGAGUUCGUGCUUAAUAAGUGUCUGGUGGGGAAAAAGGACCUAUCCCACGGCAAGGAGAACGUGCCAGUUCCCUGUGUGAAUUACUACGACGAGUCCCUCCCAGAGUUCUGUUCCUACAACACUGAGCGGACCCCUACCGCUGGGGUGCCACUUAACUUAGAUCCUGAGUUCCUGUGUGGCUGCGACUGUACUGAUGAUUGUCAGGAUAAAUCAAAAUGCGCGUGUUGGAAGAUGACGUUAGAAGGUGCCCGGACGAUAGGACUGGACGGGCCCAAUGUCGGCUACGCAUACAAACGACUGCCCGAGCCGCUGCCGUCCGGGAUAUAUGAGUGUAACUCUAGGUGUAAAUGCAAGCAUACUUGCCUGAACAGGGUGGCGCAGCAUCCCUUACAGUUGAAAUUACAGGUAUUCAAGACCCUGAACCGUGGUUGGGGUAUCCGUGCGCUGAACGAUGUCCCCAAGGGGGCCUUCCUCUGUGUGUACGCGGGGAACUUGCUUACUGAUGCUACUGCCAACUUGGACGGUCUAAACGAGGGCGAUGAAUACCUAGCUGAAUUAGACUACAUCGAGGUAGUGGAACAGAUGAAGGAAGGAUAUGAAGAGGACAUUCCUGAGGUUGAUAAGAAACUAGACAAGAAGGAGCUAUUCAAGGAAGAGGAGGCCUCAGACGAGGAACCUCCCUCGUCGUCCUCCGAGGAGGACAACGCCUCCAAGAGCGACAAGGAGGACGAUGACUUCAGACCUGGGUACAUUGGACUCGGUGUUAUGGAGUUUAACAAACGGCUCCGGAAACGCGAUAAAACAAAGAAAGAUAAAGAUAAACCCGAUUCAGAAGAUAAUAAAGAAAAAGAUAGUAAAGAGAAUAUAAUUAAAGAAAAGGAUUCUGCCUCCAAAGAGAACCCUGAUGAAGAUUGUAUCACCAUCAGUGAUGAUGAAGAAGUGAGAGAACCAUCGAGGUUCAUGGCGCAAGCUGGCAUGGGAGCUAGCGAGUUCAUCUCUAAAUACAAGUCUGUGCGUACUCUAUUCGGCAAGGACGAGGCGUGCUACAUUAUGGACGCUAAGGUGCAAGGCAACAUCGGCAGAUAUCUCAAUCAUUCCUGUUGCCCCAACGUCUUCGUACAGAACGUUUUCGUAGACACCCACGACCCACGCUUCCCCUGGGUCGCAUUCUUCGCACUAUCGCAUAUUAAGGCGGGCACAGAACUGACCUGGAACUACAACUACGAUGUAGGCUCAGUUCCCGGGAAGGUACUAUACUGUUAUUGCGGAGCGCCCAACUGUAGGGGACGACUGUUGUAAUUUUUUUUUCAAUAAAUAUUGUUUUUUUUUAAUGUUGCUAUGUCUAAAAUGUUGUUUUUAAUUCUU